AUGGCGGAUUUCCGCAACCGACUACAAAGGGCCCGAACGUUAUUGGCGCUGCCCGAAACGGCACUAAUCGACGACUUGACCGAGGAUAAACUCCUUAGGUUCCAUGACAAACUCAAUCCGCUUCUAGAGGGCGGAUAUCACGAUAAAUCGAUUCGCUAUAAAUUGGAUCAAGAGCCGGUUCCGCCGCUUCACAUCCUGCUGGUCCUCACAGCACCCAUUGGUGCUAUCAGCAACCUCACAGUUCGUCCUGGCGAGCCCCACUUCUUAUGGUGGUACUCGAUCUCUACUUAUUUCCCACUUUUGUCGGCUUGUGUUGGUCCUCUUUCCAACUGCAUUUCAAUCGUUGCCCUUAUAGAACACUGGCGCCAGGAUCGGACCAGCUUAAACCUCGUUCCAGACCCUCCCAGAGUGCUCGCAUUGAACGCGUUGAGCUUGGGUUUGGGAAUUAUUGGCAAUAUGUCGCUUCUCAUGAAUUUUUCAGGUACCGUCAAGUAUUUGGUUACCCAAGUCAUUUCCAUAAUAUGCUGGUUUCUGGCCAGUGUGAUCCUCAUGGCGGCCUUGUUGGUAGCUAACAAAAACUUUACCGGGAGCAAUCCUCGCUACACUCGUACUGAAGGGUUUUGGUUUGCUGCUUUCACCUGUUUCUUCUACUUUGUAUGUGCCACGUUGAUGUCGAUCAACUAUGUGGGAUAUCGCCUAAAGAUGUAUCCUCCGGUAUUCAACUUGGACAACAAGCAACGAUUAUUGAUGUUCUAUACUGUGUUUCUUUCGUUUUGGUUGGUCAUUGGUGCCGUGGUGGUAGACAAGCUUCUUGAUGUCACUAAUUACGGCAGCUCUCUCUACUUUUGUGUUGUGUCCAUUCUCACCGUGGGAUUGGGUGAUGUGCUUCCCAUAACCGCUGGGUGCAAAGUGUUUGUAUUGGCGUGGUCUUUCAUUGGGCUCUUGACGUUGGGUCUCGUCAUUGCCAUGGUUCGACAAGUCACACUUCAUUCGGCUGGCCCGACUAUAUUUUGGCACCAUAUUGAAAUAGCCAGGCAAAAUGCCCUCCAGGCUGCCAGGAGCAAAAACUUGGAUCUUGCUCCAGAAGAUGCUUUCAUGGAAAUGAGACUAAUUAGAAAGAAAGCUCGGUCUCAUCAGACUACCAUGUCGCUUAUCCUCGUUUUGCUUGUAUUCUUUGUGUUCUGGCUCGUGGGUGCUUGCAUUUUCCAUUACAUCGAAGGAUGGUCUUACUUCAAUUCGGUAUACUUUUGUUUCUUGUGUUUCAUCACCAUCGGGUAUGGUGAUUUUGCGCCCAAACAACCAUUGGGCAGGGUUUUCUUUGUUUCGUGGGGUAUUUCGGCAGUGCCUUUGAUGACAGUGCUUAUCUCGAACCUGGGAGACAAGUUGUACGACUUUGGUGAGAAAAUAAGCGACUAUACAUGGAAAUGGUUUCGCAUUGAUUCUUAUAGACAUUUGAGAGAAAAGCACGACAAAGAAGUUGCUCCCAUAGAUGAAGACAUGGACGGUGGUAUUGUCCGACAACUUGAGGAAGAAGAGGUACUGGAGGAGGAAGAUAUGGAUCUGAUCGUUGAAACAUUGAAAUCACAUUCUCGAAAAGAUUACGAUCCUGACACCCCCAUUAAUGCGGUGAAACUCAGCCAUGAUUUAAAGUCGCAUGUUACGCAGCGAAAGAAAACGUUUCAGAAACUUCGGCUGUCGCUAGAAUUGUUAAAGCCUAUAAUUGAAGAUUCCGUUGGAGACCCCUCCAAGCGGUAUUCUCACGAUGAGUGGAAAAAAGUCUUAGAUACGGUGGCCGCACCUCCGCCUAAUACUGACGGUAUGAGUGCCAAGGUGAAGCAGGAAGUCCAGGAUAGAGCGAGAUACUACUGGCUAAGCGAGCGGUCGCCGUUAAGACUUCCGAUCAUGGAGCCCAACUAUAUGAUUUUAAAGUUGUUUUUUCGAGUCGAACAUGACAUCCAGUCUAUGUUGGAUGACGAAGGAGAAGUUCUACGUAACUUGAAGACGUGGAUAGAAAGGGCUGAGAGAAAAGAAUCCGAUAUGAACACUGACUAG
Meyerozyma guilliermondii ATCC 6260 is the source of this 2052-nucleotide messenger RNA. It is a transcript of the gene TOK1, whose product is annotated as Tok1p. The coding region runs from base 1 to 2052 and encodes 683 amino acids. The transcript has a single exon. NCBI's taxonomy places the organism in Eukaryota, Fungi, Ascomycota, Pichiomycetes, Serinales, Debaryomycetaceae. Gene Ontology annotation, biological process: stabilization of membrane potential; potassium ion transmembrane transport. Gene Ontology annotation, cellular component: membrane. Gene Ontology annotation, molecular function: potassium ion leak channel activity. The record is from RefSeq and is a predicted model, not a curated record.